Molecule: messenger RNA, 810 nt
Organism: Prionailurus viverrinus (fishing cat)
Lineage: Eukaryota; Metazoa; Chordata; Mammalia; Carnivora; Felidae
Product: olfactory receptor 51V1-like
Exons: 3
Coding region: 1-810 (269 amino acids)
Biological process (GO): G protein-coupled receptor signaling pathway
Cellular component (GO): membrane
Molecular function (GO): olfactory receptor activity
Source: RefSeq, a predicted model, not a curated record
AUGAAAAAGCAGCCACAUUUGUGGAUUCAGGAGAUGACAGCCGACAAAAACUGCAUAGCGGCGAUCAUUGUAAAGGGUUUUGUGCCUGAACAGGUUUUCAACACUGUUGAGACUGGCUUGUUUCACAGAGACACUGUGACCAGGUGGAAUCUUCCACUUGCAUCAGCCACCAAGAGGGAAGAGUGCCUCCCAGGAGCCUGGGUCCACCUGGUCCACACAAUCCUCUCAUUCCUUCCUCGCUUUACUGCAAUCUGCAAUCCUCUGAGAUACACAUCCCUCCUGACUAACAAUAGAGUCAUUCAUUUCAUGGUGGCCAUUUUGAUGAGGGCAGCUUUGUCCAUUCUCCCUGUCAUCAUUCGCCUGAAGUUCUUCCAUUACUGCCGCCCUCACAUCCUCUCCCACUCUUUCUGCCUGCACCAGGACCUGCUCCGGCUCGCCUGCUCUGACAUCCGCUUCAACAGCCUUUAUGCCUUGGCUCUGGUGAUCUGUACCUUGUUGUUAGACGCUGUGCUUAUUCUCAUCUCCUACGUUUUCAUCUUGCACACAGUGCUGGCAAUUGCAUCCCACAAGGAGAGGCUCAAGUCCUUGCAGACCUGUGUGUCCCACAUCUGUGCUGUCCUGGUCUUUUACAUCCCCAUCAUUGGCCUCACCAUGGUGCACCGCUUUGGAAAGCAUCUCUCCCCUUCGGUCCAUGUCCUCAUGGGCAAUAUCUAUAUUCUCUUUCCACCCCUGAUGAAUCCAAUCAUCUACAGUGUAAAGACCCAGCAGAUACGAAGCAGGAUGAAGAAGUGGUGUUCCCUGAAAAUGUAG